Molecule: messenger RNA, 1992 nt
Organism: Ostreobium quekettii
Lineage: Eukaryota; Viridiplantae; Chlorophyta; Ulvophyceae; Bryopsidales; Ostreobiaceae
Source: the annotation of a GenBank genome assembly
AUGUCUGUGAUCGGUGCCGCUCGGCGCAGCCCGAUCGGUCCCCUGUUGCGCCUAGCAGUGCUCCUUCUGGCCUCGUCGCAAUUCGAGGCCGCGGAAGCGGCAGAGGAAGAUGGCUUCGUCAAGGGCGCCAUCCACACCAUCUUUUCCACCGACUGCAAGCCUUACUUCAGUUUCCAGACCAUGGCCCUGGUGCACAGCUUCGCAAGGGCGGGGCAGCCUGGUAAGCUGACCAGAAUCGCGAGCUGCACGCGAGAGGACAUCGCCCGUAUGAACCCGGAGGACAGGAACGCCGUGCAGACACACUUUUCUGAGUCUUGGGACGUGCACCACUUCACGCGCGACGAGUACCCGCCGUACAACAGGCCGACGGGGGUAAUGGACUGGCUGGCGAAGGUAAACCCGAGGGAGGAGUGGAUCCUGAUGGUCGAUCCGGACAUGCUGUUCAGGCGCCCUGUGACUCCGGGGGCGCUGGGCUUGACGGAUGGCUGGUCGGCGGGCUGGUAUUACAACUAUCUGAUGGGCACGGAAAACGAGUUGGCAAUGACACACGUGCCGGAUGUGGCACCCAGGAAUGACACUUACGGGGGCCCUGUUGGCAGGAGGGCGGACAGGACGGGCCACUACUUUCUCUUGCGGAAUGCCGACCUGAGAAGGAUCGCUCCCUUUUGGCUGAGUUUCACGGAGGACGUCCGUUUCAACAAGGACGCCUGGAGGCUGACGGGCGACUCGUACGCCAAGGAGGGCGAGAAGCCCUGGAUAUCUGAAAUGUACGGCUACGCGUUUGCCGCGGCGCGCAGUGGGGUGUGGCACAAACUGGACACGGAGGUGCAGGCGUAUCCCUCGUACGCGGUGUGGGACUCGGUCAAGCUGAUACAUUAUGGCCUGGACCACGCAGUGCCUGGCUACAGCUUCGACAAGCAUAAUCACCUGUCCUUCAAGGCCUACAAAUGCCCGCCAUGGAACAUGGCGAGGGGCGAACGGGAUGAGGCAGAUGAUGCAGGGCUGUUUCCCCACCCACCGCACCCUUCGGAGCUCACCACUGCAAACAGGCCGCAGGAGUACUAUGGGGCAUUGUUGGUAAUUGAAUUUGUCAACAGCAUCAAUGGUGCGCUGUGCAAAAGGCACAAGAAGAUGUGCCCAGCAUCUGCGCAGCUGUCGGCGGAGUGUGCGAAGGUGGCACAGAUUCAAAAGGAGCUUGAUGCAGAAUACGCCGUCCUGGAUGUCCCAGACGGUGGGGUUUGUGUCGAUCAGCUGGAACAAGACAAAUGUUUGGAACACAAGGCCAAGGGGAACUGUGAGGGAGAAUGGCUCACCAUGGGUUCAAGCUGCAGAAAAACCUGCAGAAGGUGCUUUUCUGAUCUGUUGGACAGCCCUCAGAGUCAGUCUGAGGAGGCUGCUGUGGAGAAAGGAGCAAUGGGUGAUGCAGUGACAGAGGGGCAGGAGGGAAAGGUUGCGGAGGUUGAGGUUGAAGAAACGGUGGUGGACCCAUCCGCUGGGGCGAGGAACCAGGAAGAAAAGAAGAGUGAGGAUGAAGAAGGGGAGAACAUGGAGGAGAGCAGUCCUGUUCCUGCAGGGAGGAAGGAGAUGAGCGAUGCUGAGCGGAAGAGGGAUCGCUGCCAGAAGAUGGGCAUCGAGAAGUGGCUGGGCGACGAUGACUGCAGAGACCUCAUAGCAGAAGGCGUGCUGAUGAACUUCACGGAUGUGGAAGCCCAUUCUCAUGACGCAAUGGCGCUCCUACCUCCACUAGGUACAGGGAGGGCAGAUGAUGUGCACAGUCCGAGUCACAGCCCGAGUCAAAUAACAGACAAGCACCCUGACGGGAAGGUAGGCCGGCUGGUGUGGACCUCCCAGCAGGGCGGCCAGGGGAGCCUUGGUCGGUAUGGGAUCGCCCUUUGGUUGUUUCUUGUUGGCUUGCUGGCGUAUGGCGUGUGGUCUUCGUCAAAACACGGCCGUGUGCGUCGCCGGGUGCCCAAGAGAAGGACGCCUCGUUGA